Marmota monax (woodchuck) is the source of this 2736-nucleotide messenger RNA. It is a transcript of the gene Fam217a, whose product is annotated as family with sequence similarity 217 member A. The transcript is spliced from 7 exons. Bases 317 to 2380 code for a protein of 687 amino acids. NCBI's taxonomy places the organism in Eukaryota, Metazoa, Chordata, Mammalia, Rodentia, Sciuridae. The record is from RefSeq and is a predicted model, not a curated record.
CUCUAGGAGUGAGGGGCAACGCUCCGGGAGGCCUGUGCCCAGGCGAUCGGCCCGGAGCCUACUGGCCGCCACGCGGAGUCCUCAGCCCCGGGCCGCGGAAGGCCCGAGGAAGCCCGGGGAAGAACCCCGAGGACCCGGGGAAAGGCAGGGGAGGUCCGGGAGGCCUCGGGGAGGGUCCCGGAAGCUUCAGGGAAGCAGCGGAGGCCCUGGAAGGGACAGGGAAGGCCGGGGGAGGCGCAGGCCGCCUCGAGGGCCGGUGGGUCGGCAGUGGCUGCGACCUUGCCGGAGGGGUGCCCUGGGAGCACUCUGCGCCCCGAUGGACGAGUGGGCAGCGACGCCCCUGCCGGAGCCGGGGGCCGCGCAGGGGUCGCACCCGAGGCCCGGCGGCCGGCGGCAUGGCGCUCCCGACACGCCGGGCGGCCUGGAGACCCCCGAGCGGCUCCCCCUCCGGCCAGCCCCCAACAGACCCGAGGCCCCCGAGUCCCUGUGCCCCUGGUGGAACGCAGCGACGCCUAGGGCGCCCCGGCCGCUGGGGCAGGCCCCGGAGCCGCAGCCCCUGCCACCGCUGGCCUCCUGGAGCCCGGCCUGGGCCCUGGGCCUGAGCUCCGUGCCGGCGCCGGCCUGCGGGCCCCGCCGGCCCUUCACGGCCGAGGGCCAGGCCCCCCGCUGCCCGCUGCCCUCCUUGUCCUCCCGCUACAGGAAGGCCGAGUCGGAAGGGGCGCUGGGCAAGCCGUUCGCACUGCGCGCGGAGCGGCCGGGGCCUCGGGGCGGCUUCGCCCUCGGAGAGGACACCGGGGAGGACACGUGGGCCUGCGGCCCUGUGGGGAUUUUAAGGAAACAGAGGAGCAGCUACAACAAAAUGGGCAGAAGAAACGGUGAGAACUGUGGCACCACGGUCCAUCUGUCAAGCAUUUCUCAGGAGAAUGUAUCUUACUGGAGUUUGGAUUCCGAAGUACCUGUUCUUGAAAAUAAAAACCUCCCACCUGGAAGGGAUAGUGCGGCAGGUGGCAAAAUUAAUAAGAACCAUUUGGAAAUCCCAGUAGAGCAACUGAUGCUAGAACUUAAUAUGUCAGAGCGUGCUCACAGGAGAACACAGAAUAGUAAACAAGAGCUGUUUCAGUUAUGGAGUUACCCUCUUAAUGAAGGAAGUACCAUGGAGAACAGGGAAUUCAAACAAUCUACAAUGGAAACUGGCUUUAAUGUAGUCAAUAAUCCCAUAAGGCUCUUUACCCUAAACCACUCAUUAACAAGUACUCCAGCUGAUCAGCAAGCUGGUUCUAAACUGGGACUGCCGAUGCCGAUAAGUCUCUACUGGCCCUUUGCUGACGGAGACUUUUUAAAGGACAGAAGUGAGUUUCAAAUUGAUUCAUGUUCACCUAUAGAAACCAGCAAUGGAGAAACUUUAUCUGCUCCAAACUGCAACCUUAAACAUGGAAACAGCAGUGUGGAAGAAAUUUUAACUGAUGAAAGUGACUUAUCAGAAAACGAGAACACUAAUGAUACUUUACUCAGCUAUUUUAAAAAGAUGGACUUGAAGUUAAAGCCAGAAACAAUAGAAAAUGUUGAGGAAUCUUUUACUGAGGAACCAAGUGAAGUAUUUCUAUAUCCUGAUUUUCUUCCCCCUCCUUUCAAUACUCUGGAUUUGCACAAAUUUGCCUUUUCAAGAUGUGAAAAUUGGAAAGCGACAUUGGACUCUCCAGAAAGCUCCAUUGAACAGCUGAUAACUCGUUUACUAGAACUGGAACGAUUACAACAUAUGACUAUACAAAAGGAGCGGUCUAGGCUACCAAGUGCUUUCUGUUCUCCAGCAAUUUCUGAGCGACCCUCUUCCUCCAAAAGUACAUUGAAAGCGAGGCAGCCCAAACUUCCUGACGCUUUGAGUCUUCUGACAUCUUGUGUAGAUAAAAGCCGAGAAAAGAGAAAAAACAGUUCUGGUUGUGGUAAGCUUGAACAAAAUGCUUCAAAGUGGAAUUGGAGUGGUGAUGGAAAAUAUAAAUGGAAUUCUAGAUCACCAUCUCUAAAAAGUUCACCAACCACAAAACAAUAUAUUGCAACUUAUGAUGAUUUUAAGAAUCCCAAAAGUUUCACUUCAAAUUCAUGCCAAGAACUCUCACCCAAGCCUUCCACCACCCAAACUACUCAAUCACUGGUUAAAAUAGGCUCAACAAGAUGCCUGCCACCAAGGUCUCCAAUACUAGUUUCACCUAUACCCCUGUCUUUUCCUGAAAAUCACAGGGAAGAAAUUAAAUCACAAAGGACCAAAAGGAAACCUUACCAAAAAAGUAUACUAAUGAAUAGACCAUUCUAUAUUCAGAAACUAAACUGUUUUUCACCUUCUUUUAUGGAUAAGGGUAAAUGCUCACCCAUUGACCAAAAAUAACUCUUUUCUUUCAUACAUCCCAAUGUGAGCAAAUGUAUUCCAAGAAGUUCAGCUAACAUAUGGUUUGUCAUUCUGAGAUGCAGGCAUAAAAACAAAAACAAAACAAAAAUAAAUUAACAAGAAAACCCACACAAAUUGAUUGCCUGGCAAGAUACAGAGUGCAGCCUGUGCGUCACAGCUAAGCCAUCUGUAUACAGAUCCAAGGGCUUACACAUUGCUGCAUCUGACAAUUCUUCACGUUAUGUUUCAAAGAAACGUUUUACUUAGUAAACCUAACUAUUCUAUUCAGCAGCUUGUUCUCUUGUUGUGAUUGUUUUCCAGUAUAACUCUAUCAUCAAUAAAUGGUAUAAUUGAUA